Megalopta genalis is the source of this 4738-nucleotide messenger RNA. The record is from RefSeq and is a predicted model, not a curated record. NCBI's taxonomy places the organism in Eukaryota, Metazoa, Arthropoda, Insecta, Hymenoptera, Halictidae.
GAUGCAAACCGACCUAAGCGCAGGACCUGGUCUCGCUGUUGUGGCAGGGGAUGUCCUUGCUCUUCGGGGAACAGGUCUAGCAGCAGCCGAAACAUGGGCUCUCCUGUGCCAGGCUGCCCAGGCCCUCCAGGAUCUCUUCCUCUCAAACGGUGGUGUAGUCGGUGGUUCGAGAGCUGGGCCGGUGGUGACUCUUCACACGUUAGAGUUGACACCGCGUGGUAGGGUUUUGCUGCAACUUGCACCUCCCGAAACUGCUCGAGCGUAUCUACCACCUGAAUAUCGACCGGGUCGUGUAUAUUCAGACACCGACUCGGAAAAGAUGUGGAUGUACUCGUUGGGAAGGGCAUUAUUGGACACGACCCCGCGAGUCGCAGCACUGACGGGAACGGUUUCCGUUUCACCCUCGUCGGCGCUCCAGUCCGUUUUAGCUGCCAUGACGGAACCGGAUCCCCGAAGACGAGCCUCAUUGAUGAAUCUACUGGACGUGAUUUCCGAAUACUGUCGCACGCGGUUGCAGUCGAAGCCCUUCACCCACAUAGUAAUGGAUAUGUAUCGAGAAGUGGUGAAGUCGCCACAGUACGCAGCGCGACAGCGUGUAGCUUAUCAACACUUGAACCCGGCAGCGGGUGUGCGAAACCAGGCAGAAAGACAGGACCCGAACCGUCAUCACAAUAACUAUCCUCAUCAGCAGCAACCACCGCCACACCAUCUCGAUCCUCUCCAAUUAGUGCACAGCCAAUCGGCAGCUAGACAUCAUCAUCAGCACCAGGAUCGACUGUAUCAUCCACCUAAUCAGUUCAAUCCUCCCCCGCGUCAGAGUCAGCCAGAUCGGAUACAGCGAGUCCCGAGCCAAUUUCAAAUGCACCAACAACAUCAAGACGUUCAACAGCAGCAACAGCAGUCUCACGUGCCUAAGGUUCAUCACUUUCCUCAUCAUCACCCAGCAAAGGGUGCUCUAUUCAAGCUGCAAUCGCAAAAUUCUCAUUCGCACCCGAACUUGACGAGUCUUUGCGGUCAAAUGUCGCAGCAAAAUCAUCGUCGGGACUCGAACUCGAAAGAUCAUCGGGCACAGUUUCAAUCACAGUUGAACGUUCAGGCGAGCUCGCAUCCAUAUGCGUCCGGCGUACAUCAUCAGCGCAGGCAUCAUCAUUCCAGGACGUAUUCUCAGCCGAUCUACACGAGGCUGCAGCACACGAGGAGCAGCGGCAACCUGCCAACGACCGUUGUCGGCGAAAAUAAUACCGGAGGGAACGUUUAUAGUGACCCUAUUUAUGCGCAGCCUGUUAAGCCGUUCCUUAGCUCCCAAGACGUCCGGGUAAACGGACUCUCCAUGAAGCCACCUGUCAGUCAUAACGGGGACGUUUACGCAAGCACGACGAUAGGAAGACGACCGUCAGCUGCUGGUUAUUCUCAUCCAGACAUUACGACGUCAACAGCAGAACGCGUGCGGGAAGAGGUUUACGGAAAAUCAACGGGACGGACAAAUCUCGCGUUGCAGAGGCAAUGUUCGAAUCCUCAGCUGCCCAACAGGGAUCAACAGGAAGUGGAUUUCAAGCGUCUCCCGGAGCAAAAUUUCGUGACGGUCGACCACAGGUAUUUGGCCCCUAGAAGAAAAGAAGAGCAAAUAGAACAGCAACCAAAUCCAGUGUCUUCCAUGAGAGUCAGAGGUGUUCAAGGACCACCGAAACCACCGCGCAUAAUUACUUCAUUGAAAAAGGCCACACUCUCCGAUGUGGAGAGCAGCAAAUCGGAGCCACCUGCGAAACCACCCAGAAAUUUGAUAAAAAAUGGACCAAGGGCUCGACGAGGCAAGGCAGUUCAAAGGGCGCCAUCCCGGCUUUACAGAACAGUGGGCGGACCAAUGAGGUCAUUUAACAAAGCUCAGUGCGUUGGUCCUGAAUUUGUAGUCCGUGCCAAUCAACCACCAAAGACGUUAUGUGUCGGACAAGUAAGGACUGGAGUCUGCGGGCGUAUAGUCGUUAUAAUGUUGACUGGUCAACGAGUGGAAGUGACUUGCGAUCCUCAAAAAGUCACAGCUGGUGACCUGUUCCAGGCAAUUGUGCAAGCCGAAAGCUUGGACGAAAACUUCACUCUUGGCCUGGCUGUGCUGUUAGCAGGUGAUUUUGCAAUUUUGCCACCUGAAACGAAAUUGAAUAAGGUCGCGCCACCGGGCUGGUUAAGCAGUGGCAAGAGUAAAGGUCUCCUGGGAUUGCCGACUAGUUUCAUGCUGUAUCUGAGGCUCAGGUUCUUUUUACCUUCUCUUCGUGGAAUAAGACAGAAUCCAACCAUAAACCAUAUAAGUUUUCGAAACGGUUUAACGGCAAUUGUGCAAGCCGAAAGCUUGGACGAAAACUUCACUCUUGGCCUGGCUGUGCUGUUAGCAGGUGAUUUUGCAAUUUUGCCACCUGAAACGAAAUUGAAUAAGGUCGCGCCACCGGGCUGGUUAAGCAGUGGCAAGAGUAAAGGUCUCCUGGGAUUGCCGACUAGUUUCAUGCUGUAUCUGAGGCUCAGGUUCUUUUUACCUUCUCUUCGUGGAAUAAGGAGUUGGAUAUCAAAACAUCUAUUGUAUCUGCAAAUACGACGAUGUAUAUUGGAGCAACAGCUGGUAUGUCCGUGUCCAGAGUUAAUUAAUCUAACUGGAUUGGCACUUCAAGCCGAAUUCGGGAAUUACAAUGUGAACGAGCACGGUUGCGGCGAUUAUUUCCUGUUAGAGCAUUACAUCCCGGAGUCAUUGAUUCUGAACACCGAUCAACAUCAGUCGCAGAUUAACAACGGAGAAACGGAAGCUCUCCGAGCGCGACUCCACCAGGCUCAUCGAGACAGACGGGGCCUCGACUCGAACAAAGCUGAGGAAAUGUUCAUCACUCACGCACAGACGUUGGCAGAUUACGGGUCUCAUUAUUACAUCGCCACGGUAGACUCGAAGGAAUUGGAGAAAGUGUUGGUACAGCAGCGGAAGAGAGCUGCGAGCAAGGAGCGUAGUAAGUCGGACGGAUUGCACGACGGCACGGAAGACAUUUACGGACAGGAUAGGGCUCAGGAGUAUCCUCUUUGUGGUCGGAUCGAGAUCGCGCGAUUAGGAUCCUGCGAGAAUCUUCCAAAGAUCCCGUACAGCGGCGACGAGGUGAAACCGCCUGCUUUGACGAAGAGCGCGACCUCCAACGACAUCUCAAAGUCAAUGGAAAGCGCUGCAAGUUUAAACUCAGAAUGGACCAUCGGAAAGUUUGGAGUUCCCACAACGCUGGAAACGAAAGCCUCACCAACAAAGACGAAGUCUCACGAUAGUAAAACGAAGAUAGCAAUAGCAAACACCGUAAAAAAUACUCAAUUGAGAUCGAGCUAUCCGAUGCAGCUCGAAGAGUAUCAGAACAAGGAGAACGAAAAUCCAGAGAAGGAGGCGAACAUAGUAUCAAAGCCGAAAGAUCCUCUUCGCGAGCCUGGCUCGUACUCUUUCGAGGAAGAUGCACUUUACGCGCAAGUGAACGUUCGAUUAGAGCCGGAGGGCGAGUCUCGCGACACGGAAGAUGAAUCCGAGCGAAGUUUAACGACUCCAAAUGAACCCUGCUCGUUGGAUGCGAAGGGAAUGAAAACUAACGGGCAACUUUACAGUUGCCCUCGAAUCGAAUUGGGUACGGACACCGAGUGCGGAUAUUCUUUGCCGAAAAUUCUAUCGUCGAAUAAUGUGGAUCAAUUGGAGAACCCUGGUAAUCCUGAAGAACUAUACGCAGCUAUCAACAAAGUUGGAAUCGCUAGGAAGGUGGACUUUCCGGUUCCAGAUGAGGUAUGGGAUGUUUCCGAUGUGAAGAAGUCGCUGCACAAGAUGAAGACCUCCAGUUUACCGAAUUACGGAACAUCCAAACAACCGGGUGGUUAUCGUACACCCAGUUUACCACGGCGUCUAGGGGUGAAAAUGGGAACGCGAGCGAUCUACAACAGCCUCGUACAGAAGGACACCACUCUUACCGACGACAUGGAAUCGUUAUCCUUAAAAUCAGAUGCGGAGUCGUCGAUUCAAUCACUAUCUGGUCGGUCUACAGAAUCUCCUCUACCGGAAGCAUAUGUGCUCAACGCUGACAUUCGCACGGACGACGAAACGUUCCACGUUACCGAGGACGAAUCAAUGUCCGUGUCCUUAGCCGCGCGUCUCGAAGAAUUAUCCUUCGCGGAGGAGCGAAUCCUGCAGACGAUUAAAUUGGAAAGGGGUCACGGUGGCAGUAUAGGACUGCAAGUGACAGAGGGUAACGAUGGCGGUGUAUAUGUUCAAGCGGUAUCGGUGGGUGGUUCGGCGGACAUGGCCGGGAACGUGAACAAAGGCGAUCGUAUCGUGGCGAUUAAUGGACAAAAUUUAUUACACUUACGGUACGAGGAGGCUCUGAAGAUGCUGCAGAGCUCGUGCGACACGAUCGAGCUGGUUCUCUCGCAAGCCACCUCUCGCAAAAACGCAAUCUCCAGGCAGAAUCACGAACAAAACGUGGCAGAAAAUAAUUAUUUGAACAACAUCAGAUUCGACGUGUCCUCGGAAGCGGAUACGUCGAGUGUGACGAACAAAUGGCUCGUUCAGAGAACCACCGAUGGUGCAUCAGUCCAAAACACUUCGAGUGCAUACAGCAGUGCUGCAUCCAGCGCAAUGGGCAAUCAUAAUGCAAACAGCCUAUACAUGAGCGAUCUCGUCGAUAAUAACGCACUUAAAUCCGCCAGUAUAUUGCUUAAUAUAGAGGACUUCGAUGUACUUCACUAA